Molecule: messenger RNA, 4291 nt
Organism: Anopheles coustani
Lineage: Eukaryota; Metazoa; Arthropoda; Insecta; Diptera; Culicidae
Gene: mbt
Product: serine/threonine-protein kinase PAK mbt
Exons: 6
Coding region: 237-2873 (878 amino acids)
Biological process (GO): regulation of MAPK cascade; intracellular signal transduction; protein phosphorylation
Cellular component (GO): cytoplasm
Molecular function (GO): ATP binding; protein serine/threonine kinase activity
Source: RefSeq, a predicted model, not a curated record
GUUUAUUCAGUUCAUAAUUUAACGAUUCAAACGCUUCGUCAUUUAUAAAUUGUACGAUUAUUUGCAAUUCAUUUGCCAGUACAGCGAUGUUGCGUUCCGAGUGAAGCAUCGCUGAUCGGGGACAAAAAGAAGCGUAAAUAAAGAUCCAAGUGUAUCUACGUAUCUGCGUCUCAGUGAAUCACUACGAGUGCUGGUGUUGUGCGCUAUAGAAAAAAAGUAGGAAGAAAUCUAGCAAAAUGUUUUCCAAGAAGAAAAAAAAGCCGCAAAUUUCAUUUCCGAGUAAUUUCGAGCACCGUGUCCACACGGGCUUUGACAAGCAGGAAGGUCGGUACGUGGGACUCCCGUUGCAAUGGGCGUCCAUUGUGGGCAAUAAUCAGAUACUAAAGUCAUCCAACCGUCCCCUGCCGCUGGUGGACCCGUCGGAAAUCACUCCUACCGAGAUUCUGGAUCUGAAGACCAUCGUGCGGCCGCAUGGACAGGGCGGCCCAGCUGGCGUCGUUCCCGGCCCUCCCGGAAACGGUGCACCAGGCGAGCCCGGUAAGCUCAUCCUGCCGAAAACAUCGAACGUUGCCCGGUCGAACUCCCUGCGAAGCUCCAGCCCGCCGCGGGUACGCCGAGGUGAUUUGCGUGCCAACACCAACGUGCCACCGUCCGUGCCGGAGGAGCCCGCACAGCAGCCCCAACUCGGUGGUGGGCAGUCACCCUACCCUGGAAUGAACAACAACAAUGUAACUCCCAUGCCCGCCGCCAAAGGAAACACCAUUUCAGCGCCCGGAGGAGCAGCGUACCCUGGCAGUGCUGCUGGAUUGUUGGAGACCAAUUUCAGCAACAACAAUUUCGAUCCUCACAAUCAACAGUUGCAUCAGCAGCAGCAGCAGCAGCAUUUAUUAACCUUAGCGUCUGGAAUGACGACGCAGCAACAGCAGCAACAGCACCACCAUCACCACCACCAAGUGCCAGCACCCCAUAUGCACCUGCAUCAGCACCAACACCACCUACAUUCGCAUCAGCCACAGCAGGCCCCGCCAGGCGCUACAGGAACUGCAUCCACAACACCAGUGGGUCACCUCAUCGCUCCGCACAUGAACGGUGGAAAUCUGAUAGCGAACAGCAACACGAACAGCAUGUCCACGAUGGCUACCACUAAUGGAACGGGUUCGAGCGGAAACAUCGCAAACCCGGUUAACGUGCUGACGGACACAUCUUCAAUGUAUCAUAAUAGAUCGCAGAAAUCAUCCCCAACCGGUUCGGAUGGAAUGCACCGGUACCAUCCAAAUAACGCAUAUGCCGGGCAAAUGCCAGGUGCGGUCAACAAUAACUUCCAUGGCCCGGGAGGUCAUCCCCCCACCCUUCCUCCUCCGUUGCACAGCAAACCGACAGCACAGACAUCGAUGCCGGGAGGUGGAAUGGAAGUGCCGCAGUCGAACAACAACCUUGGCCAUCUGGGAGACAGUGCCAAUGGAAACCACUUGCCACCAGGCGCCGGCCAUCAUCACCACCAUCACCACCAUCAUCCGCACGGCAUGGCGUUGAAUGCUUCGGCGGCCACCCAGCAACCCACUGGUGGACAGAUGUCCCCUUCUGGAAUUCACAGUGCCGCGGGCCAUUCGCACGGGCACCAUCACCAGCAACAGCAGACACAGCAACAUCAACAACAACAGCAGCAAACGUUGGCUACCAUGCAAAUGGCCAAUAAUCAGAUGCCAAAUCACCACCAUCUUCACAACCACGGUGCGAAUGCUCACCACCAGAAAAUGCCAUCUCCGUCGUCUAUGUCUUCCGGGACUCCGGCUGCCGCGGGAGCUGGCCCUGGCGCGGGGGUUGCAGAGCAGAACCACCUUUUCACCAGCAACAACGCCAUCAUGAACGCGAAGAGCAACUCGAGAGCGUCGAGCUCGAGCGGUGGGAAUGUCUCGGUAGCCCAGAGUACGGCAUCCACGUCCCAAAGUGGCCAAAGUCAGCCGCCGGUUAAGACCGAGCAAAGACUCACUCACGAGCAGUUCCGUGCUGCUCUACAGAUGGUAGUAUCAGCUGGUGAUCCUCGAGAGAACCUUGAGAAUUACACCAAAAUCGGUGAGGGUUCGACUGGCACCGUUUGCAUUGCGACAGAUAAAUCAACAGGACGGCAAGUAGCGGUAAAACAGAUGGACCUUCGGAAGCAACAACGACGCGAGUUGCUUUUCAACGAGGUCGUCAUCAUGCGCGACUACCACCAUCCGAAUAUCGUGGAAACGUACAGCAGCUUCCUGGUCAACGAUGAGCUAUGGGUCGUGAUGGAGUUCCUGGAGGGCGGUGCGCUGACUGACAUCGUUACCCAUUCGCGUAUGGAUGAGGAACAGAUAGCGACCGUCUGCAAGCAGUGCCUUAAGGCGUUGUCCUAUCUCCAUUCGCAGGGUGUCAUCCAUCGGGAUAUUAAAUCAGACUCGAUUCUGCUCGCCUCCGAUGGGCGGGUUAAGCUGUCUGAUUUCGGUUUCUGCGCUCAAGUGUCCCAAGAGCUGCCGAAGCGCAAGUCCCUUGUUGGCACCCCGUACUGGAUGUCGCCGGAAGUCAUCUCGCGACUACCGUACGGGCCCGAGGUGGACAUCUGGUCGCUUGGCAUCAUGGUUAUUGAGAUGAUCGACGGUGAGCCACCGUUCUUCAACGAACCGCCCCUGCAAGCGAUGAGACGCAUUCGCGACAUGCCGCCGCCAAAGCUGAAAAACUCGCAUAAGGUGUCGAGCAGGCUGCAAAACUUCCUCGACCGGAUGCUAGUGCGCGAUCCUGUGCAGCGUGCCACGGCCGCGGAACUGUUGGCUCACCCGUUCCUGAGACAGGCUGGACCACCUUCGUUGCUGGUCCCGCUGAUGCGUGGUGCACGCCACAGCAAUUGCUGAGAACGCACGAUACUCCGAACGACAAACCAACAAAACUAAUGACAUAACAUUAAGCCAUCGUCAAAAACACUGAGCGCAAAGGACGCACUUGAAAAAAAAACGGUUUGUAUAGUUUUACAUCUGAUUGUUUUCUCGCUUGCAAACAAGAGCAGGGUAAACAUUUUGUUGCAUUUAUCCGUUUAGAAAAUAGUUUCAUUUCCAGCUUUUUAUCUCGUUUUUGGAUGGUUUUGCACUUACAUGUUAAGAAUGUUAAUAUUAAAAUCGCGCUGGUGAACAAUGACAAUGUUGACUGAACUAUUGUCAUCCCAUAUUGAGAUAUACUUUAUAGCGAUUGUGCAAGAACCGAUCGAUUCCAACGAAUUAGAUUCAGGUUGCAAGGUUGUACAGGAAAAUUGACAAACACUGCGCGACACCUGUGUUGAGGGACACUCCUUUCAGCCUUAUACCAUGCUGCCUAUAUGAUCGAUAAUACAUUCCACCAGUAUUCAGCUUACUAUACUAUACUAUUGACCAGAUAAUUUCCUCAGAGUGAUCGGCGCUAGGACUGUUAAAACAUGAUUAUUUUCUGGCCGCUCGAUAGCUAUUGUUAUUGUGUGUGUGUGUAUGUGUAAGUGCGUGUGUAGACUGUAUAAUUAAGUUUUUCUUUCUUAUGUUUCUUUUUUAUGCCUUUCACGAUCUGUUUGUGCUCUUUCAAGCGAGAACAUUAUUUUAAAAUAACUGUUAUAUCAUACGUCUUAACUAUUUUAAAAACAUAGUGUGUAAGCGAGAAAAACACUUCAAGGAUUCCGUCAAAAGACUUUCCAGAACAUCGAGUAUUUUAAACAUUGUAUUUACCUCAGGCUGAACAGGCUGAUACGUCGGUUUAUGCUUAUUACUUAUCAUGAAUUAAAUACAUAAUCGUACACCGUGAUUGAGCAGCUCAAUGUCAUUGGUGUUCGAAAAUCUAGGCGUGUUAAGUAAAAUUAUGUAGGGUUCCGUUCCACAAUCUCAACAAAACUCCAACAUUCAGGGUUCGCCAGUUUCAACCGGAAGCGAAUGAGAACGUUUUUAAAUUGCCUCCCUUUUCGAAAAGACCAAGAGUCAGUGGUGCCUAGAAUCUCCUUCCGGCGGUUACAUUUCCCUCCCUCCGAUGAUAAUAAUAAUGAUGAGUCUCGAGAGGAACGAAGUUCCGUCCAGACUUGUGCCGGCAACGGACCAGUUUAAACGAUCGAUCGAUUCUACUAGACUUGUUCAUAUGUGACAAUACAAAGUAUUAAUAGGAAAUCGGUCACGGAAAAGCAAAUUUUCACAAGAAACGAAAGCACGUGGUCAUGGCCGAUUAAGAGCAGAAGUUAGUGAGCACGUUAUUUUUUUAUGUGUACGAAAUGAAGUUUAAAAUAAAGAGGACAAAUUGAACGCAUACAGUUCGACCGUUUGUA